Molecule: messenger RNA, 960 nt
Organism: Oncorhynchus kisutch (coho salmon)
Lineage: Eukaryota; Metazoa; Chordata; Actinopteri; Salmoniformes; Salmonidae
Product: dorsal root ganglia homeobox protein-like
Exons: 6
Coding region: 1-960 (319 amino acids)
Biological process (GO): regulation of transcription by RNA polymerase II
Molecular function (GO): DNA-binding transcription factor activity, RNA polymerase II-specific; RNA polymerase II transcription regulatory region sequence-specific DNA binding
Source: RefSeq, a predicted model, not a curated record
AUGUUUUACUUCCACUGUCCCCCUCAGCUGGAUGGAGAAUGUUGUCGGACUAAUACAUUGAACACCAACGGGUUUCCCAACCAUUCGUCAGCAGGUGAUUUUGAUGACGGCUUUCUGCGAAGAAAACAGCGUAGAAAUAGAACAACAUUUACACUGCAACAGUUGGAGGCUUUGGAGGCUGUGUUCACGCAGACUCACUACCCCGAUGUUUUUACACGUGAGGAACUGGCCAUGAAGAUCAACCUGACUGAGGCACGUGUCCAGGUGUGGUUCCAGAAUCGUAGGGCCAAGUGGAGGAAGACUCAGAGAGGGAGUACAGACCCCGACGGAGGUAAGGAGCAGAUUAACGAGGGAGGCACUCCUCCGUCCAGGAGUCUGAACUCCCAGUCUCCUGUGGACCAGAGCAGGAAACAGAAGGAACCUCUGGAGAUGCAGCAGAGUAUAAACCGAGCAGUAGGUCCUGGUGGGCCGUUCUUCCCAUCCUGUCUACCAGGGACCCUCCUGAACUCAGCCACCUAUGCCCAGGCGCUGUCGCAUGUUGCCACAAUGAAGGGAGGUGGUCUGUGCUCUUGCUGUGUUCCUGACCCCAUGGGCCUGUCCUUCUUGCCCCCCUACGGUUGUCAGGGUAACCGUACAGCCAGCGUGGCAGCCCUGCGGAUGAAGGCCCGUGAGCACUCCGAGGCCGUCCUGCAGUCAGCCAACCUGCUGGGGAAUGGCCAUGGGCAUGGCGCUGGAAUAGGAGGCCUGCCCAGGGUCGGGGUAUCUGGGGAUGGGUUGAAAAGGCCCAGGAUGGAACCUAUCCUGGGAGUCAUAUCUGGAUCAGUGUCUGGUGUUUCUGGAGCCGUGGGGGGAGGAGCAGGGGGCAGACUUACUCUCAGCCCAGGCUCCAAGGCCCCGACUCAGGGUAGAGGGUCUGACAUGCACCCCCUCUGCGCCAAGGAACCACUGGAGAAAAAGUGA